GACGCACGCGCCACCUGUAUAAAAGGCGAGCACCGGGUAAGCCGGGGCGUGGCUCCGGCGGCUCCUGCAUUGGGCCUUGAUGCUGCUCCUGUCUGCACGUGAUCCUCCAGAGCAAGACCAGAGGCAAUCCAGGGAAGACUGCUGGGAUGAAUACCUUCCAUCCUCUCCCUAUGUACCAGAAAUGGGAUCGUCUGACAGUGCCCAAUGGGCUGGAGGCUGUGAGCAUGGAGAGCAAGGGCUGCCUGAGCAGCGGACGGUGAAGAGACAGAUGGGACAUCGUUGGAACGCAGGCCCAAGGAGAGGCCCCGUGCAGCUCUCUUCAGGGACCAUCCCGGGGUGCUCGACCUGUCCCUGCAAGAAGAACACCCAUCACCACCAAUCUCUUCAUGCGUCUGCCCGUUGGCCACCUUUCCUACCCACCACCAGCCCAACCUGCUUCCUCCCCACACAUCUUGGCCUUGUGGCACUCCUAGCCCCACACUGUGGCCAUGCUGCAUCCUUCUAUCUGUCCUGUAUCAUCUUCUGCUUCUCCACUGGUAUGUGGAGCAUGGGCAGACUGUGCCUGUUCUCUCCUCAGGGCCUUUGCUUCCCUGGCUUUUCCCAGCUGGCACCCACAUGCACACAGCUGUGCAGAUCCUUCCCAAAUAACAGCCUUCAUCCUGUGGGAUGGAAUAAACCUCCUUUCCACACACAGACUUCAAUGGCUGCCUCCUGCAUCUUCUUUGUCCUCCUCCUCCUAAGAACCCCCUCACACCAUGAGCACAAAACAUCACCUUGCACCUGGCAGUCCACACACCUGGAUGAUGCCAUCUCCCAUGUCAGCCUUUAGUGCUGAGCAAGAGUUGUCCAACUUCCAAGCACCUCUGAUGGAGCCAGUCUAAUAAAGCUGUGCUAACCCUGA
Messenger RNA from Melopsittacus undulatus (budgerigar), 901 nucleotides. RefSeq lists its product as uncharacterized. The record is from RefSeq and is a predicted model, not a curated record. The transcript is spliced from 4 exons. Lineage: Eukaryota; Metazoa; Chordata; Aves; Psittaciformes; Psittaculidae. The coding region runs from base 80 to 829 and encodes 249 amino acids.